Messenger RNA from Cercopithifilaria johnstoni, 2373 nucleotides. The record is from the annotation of a GenBank genome assembly. Lineage: Eukaryota; Metazoa; Nematoda; Chromadorea; Rhabditida; Onchocercidae.
AUGAUUCACUUGCCACACAGUGAUCACGAUCGAAGGAGACGUAUUGGCGAUGAAGAUGGUGAUGGGUGCUACAAAAGACAGCGAACUGUUCCGGAAAGGACGGAAUCAGAAGUGCGUUUGGAAUCACUUAUCAAUCGCAUUGGUGAGAAGAAUAAUUCAUCAAUGGAAUCCAAUUUGGAAAGUGUGGCUCAAUCAUUGGGAACCUUUCUCAUUACUGAUAUAGAUCGCAUUAUCGAUAUCGUUGUAGAACGCGUAUGUUAUUUACCGGAAGAAAUUACUGCAUAUUCAACUCUUGCGGGUUUGCUGAACUCAAAGAAGCAGAAAUUUGGCUUUGAAGUAUCGCAACUUUUGCAUCAAUUAUUGGAAGUUUUACGAGAGAAGCUUGUAUCCGCUGGUUUUAUGCAUGCUUUACAUAUCGUCACAUUUCUAGCUGACUUAGUCAACUGUCAUGUUGUUUCGUCCAGUUCUUUGGUAGAAUUUUAUGAAAGCUUCAUGGAAGCUGCUUGUGAAGAAAAUAUCCCACAAGUUCGAAGUGAUUGGUUUGUUUACGCGGUGCUGCACAGUCUUCCCUGGGCGGGACCUGAAUUAAAUGAUAGAGAGAAAGAACCGCUUGACAAUCUCUUAGAAGGUGUUGAUAAGUAUAUGCUUGAAAGGAGCACAUCUCAUGCUAAGUUGCUUCAAGUUUGGUCAGCAACGGAACAUGAACAGGAAGAAUAUUUAGAUAGUUUGUGGACUCAAAUUUCCAAACUACGGGAUGAUGGUUGGGUAGAGCGGCAUAUUUCGCGAUAUUAUAUAGCAUUUGAUGGUUCUUUGGCCGGUGCGAUUGUGCAUAAUUUACCGUUAUUUGUUCCACCACCGCAUAUGUCAAUGAUGGUAUAUCCGCUGCCUACUGUUGUAUUUCGUUUUUUUGACUACGCCGAUUGUCCAGAUGGAGGACCAGUCCUUCCUGGAGCUCAUUCAAUCGAACGCUUUUUGAUUGAGGAAGAAUUGUGCUCAAUAAUUGAGAAUAACUGUUACAGUAGGAAAGAAUGUGCAGCACAACUUGUCGGUUAUCAAAAAAAAACAAUGGUUCCAAUAAACUAUAUGAUCUUGGAAGUAAUCUUUUCGCAGCUGUUUCGUCUGCCACAUCCGCCAUUGCGACCUCUCUUUUAUGGAAGUGUGAUGAUCGAAUUAUGUAAAACAAGGGAUAUGCCUCAGGUGAUCGCCCAAGCAGCAGAAUUAUUUUAUCAACGAAUCGAUACAAUGCAACUUGAAUGCAUCGACAGAUUGAUUGACUGGUUCAGUUAUCACAUGUCAAAUUUUGAUUAUCGUUGGUCAUGGGUCGACUGGGAUGAUUGUCUUGAUCUGAAUGAUUAUGCACCAAGACGAUAUUUUGUGAAGGAAGUUAUCGAAAAAUGCAUGAGGUUUUCGUAUCACGAAAGAAUUUGUGAUUGCUUGCCCAGUUCAUUUGAAGAAAUAACACCAGAAAAGCCUUAUAUAUCGUUUUUAGUAAAUCAUGAAGAAAAAGAACUGGUUGCCGAAGUUGAAAGAGCAUUUCGUAACAAAGCUGAGUCAAAGGAAGUAACUGAAAUAUUACGCAGAUUUAACCAGAAAGAUAACGGUUUGGCCACACUCUCUACUUUCUUCGCAGUUAUGCUUAAUGCAGCGCAGAAGUCGUUCAGUCACAAUUUUGCAGCCUUAGCAAGAUACCACGAAACAUUGAAGGAACUAAGUGGUAAUGAUGAUGACUCUUCUACUGCACUUUUACAAACACUUUACAAAGUCUGGAAGCAUAAUCGACAUAUGAUGGUUGUAUUGAUUACCAAAAUGCUUCGAAUGACAUUGCUGAGUGCGAAUGCUGUGGUAUCCUGGUUAUUAAGUAGUUAUGUUGGCCAGGAAUUACAGCGAUUUUGGCUAUGGGAAACAUUGUUUAUAGUUGUAAAAUAUGCGUGCGGAUAUACGAAUCGAUGUAAGAUUAAACUUCAACAAAUGCAGGAAAGGCGUGCUAGGAUGGAGCGAAAUGAUGGAGAUGCAUAUCAACGUUUCUGUUAUAAUGAAGAUGAUAGUUUGGGAGUGAUUCUCGAUGAUGAUAUUGAAGUGAAGAAGAAAGAAUUGAAUGAAUUACAGGAAAUGUUAAAAAAUCUAUUUCUGAAUAUUUUGCAUAAUUUGGUAGUCUUUCUCUCAGAACAUCUUGUAAAAUAUGAAACGGCUGGAAGAAACUACGAGACUUAUUGGUAUCGAUAUAUGAUGGGACGGUUUAAAGAGAUAUUAUUGAGGUACUGGCGCGAAUUGUUCGAGAUGAAACAACACAUUGAUAAAGAAUUAUUUGUAACAGCAGGAAUCGACCCAAGAAUUUUGGAGAUUUACCAUCAGUUCGCUGCUUUAAGGGCGUGA